This is a messenger RNA of Salvia hispanica, 1228 nucleotides long. Its product is annotated as embryo defective 1379. Lineage: Eukaryota; Viridiplantae; Streptophyta; Magnoliopsida; Lamiales; Lamiaceae. Gene Ontology annotation, cellular component: nucleus; Smc5-Smc6 complex. Gene Ontology annotation, biological process: double-strand break repair via homologous recombination. Gene Ontology annotation, molecular function: ubiquitin-protein transferase activity. The record is from RefSeq and is a predicted model, not a curated record.
UAUAUUUUGAGCUAAUCACGAAGCCAUUUACUGUGCUAAUCGAUAUAGAAUUCGAAGAAAAAUGGCGGCUCUCAGUUGGCGGCACCACACCCUAAUUCAGUCGCUGCUGUCGCGAGGCCCGCUCAAGGAAGACGAUUUCGCUUCUAUUUUCUCGCAACUCACUGUCAAAAAUUCUGGGUCACGGAAGCAACAUGGGCAGAAGUUAUUCAAUGAGUAUCUCAAGAAGAUAAAUGCAGAGUUAAGUUGUGUACAGUUAGAGCUGCGAGCAUGCCGGAACCAAUAUGAUGGUCAUGUUUAUUAUGGCGUUGUCAACAAUGUCGAGGAUGACCAGUCCAAGCUUGGGACAAAGUACACAGUUCCGCAGAUUGCUUUCUACAAAGGCAUUGUUGAAACUAUUAUACACGAUGCUGAAGGUGAAGGCUGCAUUUAUAAUACGACUGCUCUAAACAUAAGGCUGGAAUCACAGGUUCAUGGGGCAACUGAUUCACAAUCUCAGGGAGGUGCUGUCCAGAUACCCCCUGGCUUUAAGAAUUUCUCCAUGUCACAAAAGGAAAAAACUCUAGAUCAACUAGUGAAUGACCAGUGGCUUUGUUCAACGCCUGAAGGAAAAAUUGGUAUUGGAGUUAGAUCCUUUCUGGAUCUGCGUAGUUGGUUUCGGACUAAUGAGGUUCCCUCAUGUGAAGUUUGCAAUGAGGCUGCCAUCAAGGCUCAACUCUGCCGUAAUGAAGCUUGCAACGUCCGCCUUCACUCCUACUGUCUGAAGAAGAAGUUUUCCGGACAAAGGGGCGAAAGAGUUUGCUCGGGUUGUGGUACGCAGUUGCAAGGCUCAACAGUUAAAGCAGAACUCGUGGAAGAAAUAACUAAUGCAGAUGUCCAUUUACAGAACUCGCAACAGGCAGAAUCUUCUAGAAAGAGGAGUCGCAGAUCAAACCGAGAAGCUAAUGCUGACAUUGAUGACACAGGCAAUGAUUCUUCCCUGACUUCUGCUACUAUGUCGAAAACAAAGAGGGUUACUAGAAGCUCUGGUAGGCUGCUUAUCAAUUAAGGAAGACGAUGUUGCCUUUUUUUGUGUGACUACUUUCUGCAUGCAGAUGGUCUUUAGCCUUUUUUUGUGUGACUACUUUCUGCAUGCAGAUGGUCUUUAGUUGUAAAUGUUUUGUUUUCUUUUGAAGCCAGCAGCUGUAAAUAUUGUUUUAGUGCUAAUGGUAGCUUGGCAGAUUUUGUGGUC